CGAACUGUAGCUCCGAACACUUCGUGUAUAGUCGUUGCAUAUCCCAGCACCUCCUGCCCACUUCUUGGGAGCACUUGGGCAGAGCUGUUUUGGGAUAUCGCUUAGGGCGAAAUAAGGCACAAGAGGACAAGCCUCGGGCCGUCAUGGCGAACGACAGAGACGGUGAUGCAUUGGGUGUCAACCAAUCAAAAAGGCCAGCAACAACCUUCGCCGACUUGGGUGACCAACCACAGCAGCAGCAUACUGCGCAGCAUCCUGGACAGCAGCAUCACCGCGCGAGGAGUCAAAGACACGUUGUCGGAGGUGUCGCAGGGGGCCGCAUGCAUGCACGGGUUCCGUCUUCGAAGGGCCUCCAUAAGCACCAUGCGGCGACCUCAACGGCGAAAUUGAACCGCAAAAGCGGCUCGCUUUCCCCGGAUCGAGGAGCCGGGCUGGCUUCUGCGUACCACAAUCACCGCCGCACGACCUCCGAGCUGAAGCUGUCACGCGAUCCGCAGAAGAACGCUCCGCACAGCAAUUUGAAGCGCAAUCGCUCACAAAUCGAGGUGGGAAAGAAGACCAAGUCGACGACCAACCUGCACCGGUCUCUGUCCAACCCUGCGGUCGCCAAGCUGAGGUCCUCAGAGGGUUCCAAGGUCCAAUUCAACCUAGGCGACGAGGAUAAAGACGACUUCGAGGACGAGGACGAGGGUGAGUGGGUUGACGCUAGCACGUCUGCCUCGCCUUUGCUAUCGCGACGCGGUUCUGCUGUUAGCGGUGGCCAGACUGCCAAUCCACCGGCAGAUGACGAAGAUUCCGAGGUCACCACGCCGAUGCCACAUCACGAAGGCGAGCGCACCCCGGUCAAUGGUACACAAAGCGGCACAGCAAACGCCACAACGAACGGAUCACAAAACGGCGCACACAGUCUCCCUCGCAACCAGUACUUAACGUCCAGAAUCCUCUCAAGAACUCCAUCGCAUGGUGCUCCGCCCAUGAUGUCGACAGAAACCGUUCAAGUCCGGCCGUCUACGUCGAGGCCACACUCUCCCCCUGACGCGAGAGCGGGCCAGGGUCCUUCCCCUCCAGGGUCUCCCGGCACUACGACGCACGUGCGACCUGGCAGCAGCGGCAAAGCAGAGCUCACCUCUCGCUUCGUUGGGAACAAUAGCCAAGAACCAGGAUCGGGCAUCGCUGGCGAGUCGUUCAUUCAGGCGGCAAACCUGGGCGGAUUGUCGCGAGCGGCACUGAAUGGCAACGAAGCGUUAACGAUGACCAAGCGACGCCCGUCGUCGGGGGCUAUGUCUCAAGCUCGAGGGAUUGACGCGAUUACUGCUCGGCAGAACGCGGCCGGACACAAUCUUAGUGACGGCGAAGACGAGGGCGCCACGGCCACGGUAUCUCGAGUGAGGCGAAGUGGGGACUACGUGGUACCGAGAGAUAUGAACAGAACUCAGCAGAAGCUGAAUCUGCAGCGAGCGAGCUCCAGCCUGGAGCCCGCUCACCCGCACCUGGGGAUAGGAAUAGGACCAGCAGGAGUUGGUGCGGCCGCGGCCCCGCUCAUUGGGGUGCCAACUUCGUACGACUCGAGGGACCCCCGGAUCAGUAAGAUUCUGGAGCGGACGGGCAUGGAGUACCUUACCGUGCGUCGGCACCUGAACCCCGUUGCGCGGUCGAUCGCCCGCGUCAUGCAGCUGCCCGAUCUCGAAAACAGUCGACGGAUCCCGCGCUCCGGCACGUCGCACCACGCUUCGAGGCUCUCGGAGCAGUUCGACCCGAAUCAGCGAGAGCCUAUCACGCGCAACUCCAGCAUGGCGGACCUGAUCAACCCCCGCAGUGGGAGGCGACCGCCCACGCCGCGGUCCGGUGCUUUCUCGACACUCCACAGCGCCAGCUCGAGUCUGGGGACUGAUGAUGGCGCAAGCAGGAUGCAUGAGCGGCAGGCUCUGAGCGGAUCCAGCCUGGUGAACGGAGCCGAAGACGCAGAAACGAUGGCGUUACUGCGCAUGAUGUGGGACAAGAACAUGAACCUGAGUGCCAGCCAGGACUAGAGGGCUGGCAGGCAGCAGGGGAUAUGGUCGAGGACCACGGUGGCAUCGCAAGAAGACGACGAGUUCGCCAACGUACCGCCGGCGUGUCUACUCGUCGAGCAGCCUACGGAUUACUUCGCUGGAUGGGAAGCGCUGAUUGCAUGAGGAAGAGCCAGGGGCAUGCAAACACCCCCAUAUGGGCAGGCAUAGAAAGAGAUGUUUACCCA
This is a messenger RNA of Chaetomium strumarium, 2236 nucleotides long. RefSeq lists its product as uncharacterized. Gene Ontology annotation, cellular component: TORC1 complex; fungal-type vacuole membrane. The coding region runs from base 144 to 2030 and encodes 628 amino acids. The transcript has a single exon. NCBI's taxonomy places the organism in Eukaryota, Fungi, Ascomycota, Sordariomycetes, Sordariales, Chaetomiaceae. The record is from RefSeq and is a predicted model, not a curated record.